Molecule: messenger RNA, 2635 nt
Organism: Epinephelus lanceolatus (giant grouper)
Lineage: Eukaryota; Metazoa; Chordata; Actinopteri; Perciformes; Serranidae
Gene: plin6
Product: perilipin 6
Biological process (GO): lipid storage; positive regulation of triglyceride storage
Cellular component (GO): cytosol; lipid droplet
Source: RefSeq, a predicted model, not a curated record
AUGUCACAGCGCGCUCCGUCCAAUCAGAUCGCUGAUUUCAACCACAAAAAGUGUUGGACUCUGUACGAGCAGGUCACACAGGCAGAGACUCUUUGUCAUCAUCAUCAUCAUCAUCAUCAUCACUCAGGCUGUCUGAUGGGACUCAGUGAAGGAGAAAUGUCUCAGCGUCAACAUCAGGAGACGAGCGCCGUGCUCAGGGUCUCCAGCCUUCCUCUGGUUCGCUCGGCGCUGCAGUCGAUGACCUUUGUGUACUCAGAGGUCAAAGGUCGUUACCCUCUUCUGCGUCUGAUGGGAGGAGUUGCUGAGGUUGGAAUCCGCAGUGUCUCCCAAGUCGCCAUGACACAAGCCACGCCCCUCCUGCAGAGUCUGGAGCCACAGAUUGAAGUUGCCAACAGUAUGGCUCUGGUUGGUCUCGACCGUCUGGAGAAAAACUUCCCCAUCCUGAACCAAUCAACGGACGAGGUGAUGGGACACCUGAAGGACGCCCUCUUCCUGACGCUGGACGACGUGCAGCUGUGGAUGGUGGACGGGAUGGACGGAGCUCUGGAUCAGCUGGAGCGUCUGUCUGAUGCCGCUCUGACGGCCAUGCGGCAGCUGCAGGACACUCAGGUGGGCCGAGCCGCCACGUCAGGACUGGACGACGUCCUGAGUCGUCUGGAGGACGCCACCGCCUACUACCUGCCCCUCCCCCCCACGCUGCGUCGGGAGUGGGAGAUGAGGGUGCAGGAGUACGAGGAUGAAGAUGAGGACGCAGACGAGCCCAGCCUGUGGACGAGGGUGCGCAGCCUCCUGCUGAACCUCAGCCUGCAGCUUUAUCACCGCAUGAUGAAGGUCAGAGAGCAGCUGCAGAGAGCCGUCAGGGCCAUGGGAGACGCUGCAGACAAGGUGGGCCUGGGUGGAGUCCUGGAUCUGGUUGGUGAGCUGCUGCAGUACCUGCAGCGCCUCCUGGUGGCGCUGGUGUACCGGGCAGAGGGUCUGCGGGAGCUGACAGUGGGCGGAGUCAAACAUCAGGCCGUCAUGUUAGCUGAGCUGCGUCCCGUGCGUCAGAUCAGAGAACUGCCGGUUCAGGUCCAGCAGCUGCUCGGAGACCUGCAGGAACUCUCCAAGCUCCUCCUGCAGCUGGUGAUCAACGCCACGCCGCUCUACACCAUGCUGCAGCAGCCGACGGCUCAGGAGGUGGAGGACUUCCUGAACCAGGAGGACUUCUCGGCUGAGUCUUCGGCUCGUCGCAGCUCUGCUAACAGCCUCUUCCUAAAAGCUAUGGAUGGACGUCCUCGCCGCCGCCGCAGUCUCUACUCCCGUGCUGCCCGGAGCCCCUCUGGCCCCCAGAGCCCAGACCCCACCAACGCCCCCCGCCGCCGCUCCAGCGUGAAGGACCUUCCAGCCAUAGAGCUGGACAGCCUGCAGCUCCCUUCCGAGGUCACUGCGCACCGCCGUCCAUCCGCCACGGAGAUGCUUCUCGCUCCGCUCAAACAGUUUGUCUCCCAGAGCCAGAAGGCGUUCGAGUACUUGAGCCCCAACACCCCCGAGAACGGCACCAGUGCCACCAACGGCACCAACGGCACCGACGACAUGGAAACAGACGACUCUUAAACACCACGCUGACAUCUCUGAUCCAAUCACCACUGCUGGUCCCACCCCCUGACCAAUCACAGAAUCCCGUCUCAUACCCCAACGAUGACACAUUUCUGCCUCAGCUGAUGCUGGUUUGUUCGUACACGUUCAUCAACAGAGCGAUCGGAAAGUUAGUUUAGAUCUCUGAAAAACGAGUCGAUUCAUAAAUCAGGUUUUAUUUUAUUGUAACAGAAACAGGAAAGAUUUAACGACGCCUCGUCAGCUGCGGUUUGACUUUUAGUUUUCAUCAAGAAUUUAUAUAUAAAUUUAUAUUUCAGUCGACUUCAUUAUUAUUAUUAUUAUUAUUAUUAUUAGCAUAUUUUAAAUGUACAGUUUAUAAAAAAUGUUUAUUCCAUAAAAUAUUUACUUUAAAACUCCUCCGAAAACAAAUUAGUGACAAGAUGUGCUGACGUGGUUUUUCCAGUGCUUUCAGUCACAUCUCAUGACCUUCAUCAUCAUUGAGUCUCACAUACAUCUGCUGAGGUCCACGAGACGUGACUGAAAGCUCUGGAAACAAAUUGCUGUUUGACAAAGUUUAUUCAAGCUCAACAUGUUAUUAUGAAAGGCUGUUUCUCUCCUCUGGGCCACCGUACUGAGACAAAGCACGUCGGCUCAGUUUACUGUGAUGAAGAGUUGUUUUUGUUGUUUAGAGAUGUGAUGAAGGUUUUGACAGAAUAGUGAAAGGUGACAGAAUGGUCCUUAAUUAUAUUUGAUCCGACCUGAAUCUGAUGGAUAUCUGAAAUGUUUUUCAGGACUGAAGUUGAACUGAAUUUAAAUAAUUUAACAUAAAGUGUCUGUAACUGACUUUUAGUUCACGUCAGAAAUAUAAGCUCUUACAUUUUCAACAAAUAGAAAUUCAGUCUGUCUGAUUGCUUAUCUAAGAAGCAGCUGUUUGUGUCACCAUGUUUCCCUCCAUAUAAACACUAACGUGUCUCUGUCUGUAUCAACAUACUCUGACGUGUUUAAAUAAAGCUUUGAGCUCUGCAGCUUCACUUUGUUUGUUGCAGAAUUAAAAAAAGAC